Molecule: messenger RNA, 3263 nt
Organism: Lepisosteus oculatus (spotted gar)
Lineage: Eukaryota; Metazoa; Chordata; Actinopteri; Semionotiformes; Lepisosteidae
Source: RefSeq, a predicted model, not a curated record
ACAGGUAUCGGGGCCGGCCUGCGCGGCCUCUCCCUCCCCUCUCCCUUCCGAGCCUGUUGGAAAGACCUUUCUGGUCCACAGUAAUUCCCCAGUAAGGGCGGCUUGAAACCGCCCGCGCCGAGCGGCAGUCGCUCUUCCGCCAGCCCCCCUCCGCUGCCGGCAUCCCGGAAGUUCCCCGAUGUCAGGUGAGCUGGAAAAAGCUCGGGAUCUCUACCUGGAAGAGGCAGCUUUCCGACUGUUCUGCAAGCAGCUCGUUCUGCACUCCCAGGCUCUCGGUGAUGGAUGGGUCUGGGAAGACAUGAAGGAGUCCGAAGAUGGUUACAUGAAGAAAACUCUCCUAAAAGCUGGUCCGGUCAGCGCUCCCUCCAGGGACUGUGGCCAGAGGAGCCCCAGGGAUGAGCCAGCCGAGCUGGAGCUUGAAGCCCAGACACCUGUUGAAGAGGAGCCGGGUGAAGGCGAUACAGAAAACGCGAUCGUAAAAACGACAGAAGUAAUUCGCUACGAGUACCAUGUGGUCUACUCCUGCAGCUACCGUGUUCCAGUGCUGUACUUCAGAGCUUCCACCCUAGAGGGACGGCCGCUGGGCCUGGAGGAGAUCUGGGCUGGUGUUCACGAGCACUACCGAGAGCGUCUCAGUGGGCACUUCCUCCUGGCUCACUAUGACAUCAGUUUGCAACACCUGGCGGGGGCGGGCGCUGGCGACGCCGACAUGCCGAGGAAGUUAGUAACCGUUCACGGGCUGAGUCUUCUCGGGGAUUUGUCUGUCACAGGAAACGUCCAUCUGGUUAACCUGAAAAGCUGCACGUUGUUUUCCCAGCAGAAAAUCUCCCAUGGCGUUGUGGGCUGCGAAGAGCAUCCUCUCCUUGGGCAGGCUUUCUUUGCUCUCCAUCCCUGUAGGACGCAGGAGUUUAUGAGUCCUAUAGUAACUGCAGCUAAAGGAGAAAACAGGAGCCUGAAUUACAUCGCAGCCUGGCUGAGCGUGGUGGGGCCUGUGGUGGGUCUUUCCCUGCCGCUGAGCUACGCCACCGCGGCGUGGCCGAGCCCUGCUGCCCCAGACUGAUGCGCCCGCGCCCUGCCCCUGGCCCUGCGGUGAGCCGGGGCUCCUCCAGAGAGCUCUUUACAGCCCGGUAACUUUCCAGCAGGCGUGCAACUUCUCAGAGACUGGCGCGGGCUCGUGCGUCCCGGAGGUGGAAGAAACGAAUCUUCGCCUAAGGCGUGCACGGUUAUAACGCUCCUGGCCUCCUGCUGCCAACCUUGCAACCUCUUUAUAAUAAGGGAAGUACAGUCUCCUCUUUAGUCUUUCCCCAAGACCCACAGGCAUCUCUACCACCAGGUCUGUUUCUGAGGAAUGCUGUCCUAACCGGACCCAAGGCAACACUGCUGUCUUUGUAGCAGCCAGAGGAGCCACUGGUCUGCUCUGCCAGUUCCUGGCCUUAUCCCCCUGGGACCUCUUAAUAGCUGCAGUUAUUAGGGUGGCACAGUAUACAUAACGUUUCAUUUUUUUUUUUCACACCCCUGCCAUCGUUGACGUAGUGGUGCGACUCGAGUUGUUAGGUGGCCGUAGAGGAGGUGAAGCCGGCGGUCUGUGCUGGAAGGCAACCAACUGCGUGGGGUCUGAGCCGAAGUGAAGAGAAACGCGGACCGUUCGGUGCUCUAACAGAAGACUCAAAGAAAGUCCCGGCCCGUUUCUGAGCUCGUCCCCUCCCGUGGAGGAUGGGGGCCCUGGUGUCGGUGCCUAGCCAUUCGUAAAAAUUCCUUCUCUCAUCCAUCAGCUGACAGCGGCCUGGGAAGCGGAAUGCUCCCGUGCCACACAGCAACCCUCAGUGGCGAGAAGGGGCGAGCUCUUCUGAUUGCCUACAUCUGGAAGUGAAAUCAGAGGAGAUCACAGCACCGUUGUGGCGGACGUGACUGAACAGAUCGGGGGAGUGUGGGUGCCAAGCUCACACACGAGGGCGUGUCUCCCCCUAGUGCCGGAGGAGAAAAACACGGCUCGGGAAGAGCCUCUCCAGCCUCGACUCUUGUGACGCAAGUUGAGCCUUGCUGUUCAUCUUGAGCCGUCUUCCUUCUGGACAAGGACCCCCCAGGCUUGCGACGUAAUUAGUCCUCCUGUAGGUAAUCGGCUCUCAGAUGUGCCUGUUCCAUUCCACUUUUUUUUUUAUAGGAGAAUAAUACUACUACGAGAAGAAUGAUUAAAGUCAGACAGUUGGAAGCUGUGUGUUCAAUGUCUGUUUCUGUGGUAUUCUGUGCUCUAAUCGCCUGGAGAGCCCCAGUGCAGAUGGCUGAACCCCUGUAAAAUACUGAUCAAUUAAGAGCUCUCUGGUCUUCAAGGGAUGAAGGACACUCGGUUUAGUCCCACAUGAUCCCUGCAUUACUUAUUUUAAUGGUCAAUUAACUUCAUGUGAACGGUGAUCGAUUUGUUCCAAGCCUGUAGAAACGAGUGGUCUGUGAAGACCUGCCGACUUGGGGCUCCCCAGCAGCGCGGAAAGAGACCCCUGUUCCUGAAUGAACGCAUAAAAAGUGUGAUCAAAGCAAAAUGACUUCUGAGAAUGCUGUCAUUUUCCUGGGACGCAGCAGGCAGAAGACAAAGGUGUGUGGGUUAUCAAUGGGACCCCAAGGCCCAGCAGGGGGACCGGGCUACUCCCUGCAAGACGAUUGGCUUGGGCAUCGCCUGUUUCUGCCUUUUGGGUUUUCCUGUCCUGUUCUGGCACAUAUGGGAGAAUACUGUAAAAGGACAGAUCUGCGCAAUUAACUGAGAUGUGAAUGUCAGCUACAGCAGGGCUCCAGUAGGAGUUUUUCUGUAAAAGAAAAGCGGGGUGCUGGGUGCAGAUUCGCAGAUGGGUUUUGGGAGAAAAGGUGACCCUAUUCAACUGGCGUUUCACUUCGGUGACCACUGCUGCAAGGAUUUAUGACCGAUUGAAUUUAAAACUACCCUGUUGAGAAUUCCAGUAAAGCAAUGGAGUAGCCUUCUACCCCCAAAUGUAAAAAUAGUCACUAUAAACACAUGCUUAUAAUCCUGCAGCCGACUGGCGUUCUGUCCAGGGUGUGUCCUGCCUUGCGCCCGUUGCUUGCUGGGUGAGGGCUCCACCGUGACCCCGGAAUUGAAUAAAGAGUGUAGAAAAUGGAUGGAUGGACAUGCUUGUAAUUUUGAAUUUGGAGUACUUUUUAACAUGUGACGGUUUUUAGCUUUCCCGUCGUUUAUCUUCUCAAAUAAAAUUAAAAUCAUCUUGCGUCUGCAAUAUACAAAAUAAAACGGAUGUACCGUG